AAAGCGGAACGUUCUGGGGCGGUCCGGAGAUAGUAUGGCUUAGAGCGUGCCACAGUGCGCCGAGAAGUCGUGAGUCGCUUCGCUUUCGCCAGGAUAAUCGAGAGUCUAGUCAGUCAGUCAGUGAAGGGAGACCAACCAACCCAACUGCGUGUUGAUCGUGAUCGUUAGUGUGUGCGUGCGUUUAACGUGUGUCACGUGUUAAAGGACAGCAUGAUGAAUCUGGCAGCAAUAGCAGCGGUGCUGGCGUUAGGCCUGUGCGGGACCAUCUUCCCGGUUGCGGCCGUUCCGUUCGAUGGAUACGAAUAUCCGGCCCCCGACAACCAGCUUACGUACCCGGCCUGCGUUCCCAGCACCUCGAUCGUCACCUCGACGAUCACCAAACCGACGACGCUCGUGCGGACCGACUACCGGACGGUCACAUCGACCAAAAUUGUCCCUACAACGACAACCGCCACCAUCCGCCAGACCGUUACCGAUGUUCAGUAUGAUACGGUCACGCAAACGCUGCCACCGGUGACCUCGUACCGUACGGAUACCCGUACCCUUACCGUGACGUCACGAACCGUCGAUACGUCCUACUUCACCGAGACGAUCCCGGUCACGCAAACGCUCACCAGAACGCAAACGAGCAUCCUGACGAUGCCGGUGACGCGCAUCGUUUCGACGACCCUCACGGACACCGUUACCAGUACCUCGGUACCACCGGCCAUUACCCGUUUUAACACGAUCACCAAGACGCUCACGUCGACGCGCACGGAUACGGAAACGUUGACCGAUACCCUGACCAGCACGCUCAUCAAAACGACGCCCGUGACGCAGUUCCGCACGAAGACGGAUACGCGCACCGUCACCCAGACCGUACCGCAGAUCGUUCCGACGACCGUAACCAGCACGAAGGUGGAACGAUCGACGGUGACGCUGCCCUGUAACGAUCGCCAGUAUCUGCCACCACCGCCAGCAGCUACCUGUCCACCACCAAACCGUGACUAUCUGCCACCGCAGCAGGCGCCGCCACCGCCAGCACCCUCCAACUACGUACCGGUGCAAGCACCGAGAAAGGACGUUUCGUAUCUGCUUGGCCGCAAGAACCUCUUCCAGUUGCUCUAAUGGGGGGAAUGGCGAUCCGUAUGGUUUUGUAUUCAUGCGCCACGAGAAACACGUUACUAAUAAAGAGAUAAAAACCAAUUGGCC
This is a messenger RNA of Anopheles darlingi, 1191 nucleotides long. Its product is annotated as mucin-5AC-like. The transcript has a single exon. The coding region runs from base 211 to 1107 and encodes 298 amino acids. NCBI's taxonomy places the organism in Eukaryota, Metazoa, Arthropoda, Insecta, Diptera, Culicidae. The record is from RefSeq and is a predicted model, not a curated record.